Caenorhabditis angaria is the source of this 1140-nucleotide messenger RNA. The record is from the annotation of a GenBank genome assembly. Lineage: Eukaryota; Metazoa; Nematoda; Chromadorea; Rhabditida; Rhabditidae.
AUGUUCGCUGAUAUUGUCUAUAAAAGUGGUCAUGAAUACAUCCAAAGCUUCGAAGAUAUUCAAGCCGCGAUUCUCGUGAUUAUCCCAUGUUUGAUUGGUCCAAUCAUGGCGAUUAUUGUGAUCCGCGGAUGUUUUGUGAUUCCAGCGAUGCAGUCGUCUUUCGGAUAUCUGACAAGAUAUGAGAUGUCUUUGAGGAUUCUUGCAUGUUUGAAUAGCGGGGGAUUCUACCUUUUUGGUGUUUUGUUGUAAGUUGUUAUAAGUGUGUAUAAUUUUCAGAACUGAUUCCAGAGACAUCAAAUUGAUCCUUAAUAAUUCACAAAUCUUCGGCCUUAUUUCGGCAACCUUACUUCCUAUGAUUUACGCCUUAUACUUUCUGAUUUCCAUCAAUAGAUUUCUCGCCAUUGUCACACCCAAAUCCUACAGCGAGAUUUUCUCACCGAAAAAUAGACGAAUAUAUAUUUCUGUUUUCUGCAUUUCACCAAUCAUUUACACACCAACUUUCGCAUGGUAUUGUGAGUUUAUGUAAUAUACAUAAGUUUUUUAAUUUUUUUUCGUUUUUUAGAUGACUGUGGCUAUAAAUUCUACCAUUAUGGCUGGGUAUUUUCAUUUAUCAUAUCUGACACUUGCGGCACAAAAUUUGAAGUUUUAUUGCGAGGCUUCCAGAGUUUUUUCGCAUGUCUCAUGUUGAUCUUUGAUUUUGGAACACUGAUUGCAUUGCUAUGCUUUGGGGUAAGGCUUUGUUAGGAUGAAUGGUAGAACAAUCUGAACUUUUUUUUCAGAAAUGCGUUCUCAACAACAAAAGUAGCGAGUUCCGUAAAUCAGAAAUCAAUUUCGGUCAACAAGUUGUCAUCCAAGGAUUCGUCUCGAUUCUCUACGGUGUUUUCUACAGUUACGCCUAUCAAUGGAUACCAGGAAAUCUCGCAGAAAAUUGGAAAAUCUUCUGGACAUCAUCGUUUCUCGCAAAUAUUCUACACUUUUUUGAUACGUGAGGAGGGGUUUCCAAAGUUUUUUCAAAAGUUUCAUUGGUUUUUCAGAGGUGUGAUUUUCGUGUUCAAUGCCGAAUUUACUAGAUGGUUACGUGGUAGAGAUAGGAACAAGAUUCUACCGGUUGGCAUGGUUAUCUCUGUUGUCACAACUUGA